Molecule: messenger RNA, 4608 nt
Organism: Auxenochlorella protothecoides
Lineage: Eukaryota; Viridiplantae; Chlorophyta; Trebouxiophyceae; Chlorellales; Chlorellaceae
Exons: 14
Coding region: 1-4608 (1535 amino acids)
Source: RefSeq, a predicted model, not a curated record
AUGGCGACCAUGCCCCCACCGAGCUUCCGGGUCCCCGAGCCGGCCGAGACGCGGUGCGACCCGGCCACCUACCCCCCCGAGUCCAGAGCGGCCAUCAAUACCUUCUGCGAGAAGAUCACAGGAUCUCUGCGGGAUGUCCUUGGGCCACGGGAGGCCUUCCUCAGGUCCAUGCAGCUUUUCCUGGUGGGGGAGCUGCCAGAUCUGCCAGCUAUGAGAACUGUGGCAGACAUGAGAGCCAGGCUGGUGGCCACCCAUGCACCCCAGGCACCAGAGGGAGAGGCUGGGCUUGGCAUGCAGGCUCCACCCCCCAAGAACCGAGGGAAGAACGACCCCCCUGUGGUCAUGGCCAGCACCAAGGGUCGGCGGGACCUGAAGUCCCUGGGUCUGAGCUACCUGGAUCAGGGCCCCAGCUCUGUGCAGGGGCCUGCCUGCCAGCAGGGGGAUGGCUCUGUGCAGGGGGCCAGGCUGCCCCUGGUGCCUGGCCUAGCUGUGGAGGAGGAGGCUGGCGCCACCAGGGAGGGGGGGGAGGCUGGCGCCACCAUGGAGGGGGGCAGGGCUGCAGCUCCCAGGCCCAUGGAGGAGGAGGAGGAGGGGGCUGGCCCCUCCAGGCCAGUGGUGGAGGAGGCUGCACCUGCACCCAUGGAGGUGGAGGCUGCCCCAGCCGAGGAGCAGCAGCCUGGGCCUGCCUCUGGGCACGGCUCCCAGACCCCCCCCGCCUCCACCGGGCGGCAGCAGAGCCCUGGCGCCCGGGUCGCCGUGCCCGCGCCCCGUCCCGGCGGCGCCGACGGGCCACCCCCUGCAGGAGACCACGGCCCCGCUGCUGCCAUGGUGGGCGCCAGCACACACCCCGACCAGGGCGAGGGGCAGGCUGUGGGCCGCAGCGACGUGCAGAGGGUCGCCGAGGCCCUCCAUGGCAAGGCGACCACCCGUGCUCUGCAGAUGGCCAUUGCCGCGGAGGACUUUGGCGCCACGCCCUCUGGGUCGGGGCCGGCACCUCAGCCCACCCCACCGCGCGUCCCCGACCCGCCGCCCCGCGGCAAGGGCAAGGCCGACGCCACCGCCGCCGGCACCACGGCAAGCCAGCAGCCCGAGCCUGGUUCGCAGCCCGCCGCCGCCGGCGUCCAAGGCGGCGUGUCGCCGGUGACCCCCCUGCUCACCCCCCCCGUCGAGGAGGCGGGCCCCGGCCAGCCGCCCGACUCUCGGGCGGGUCCCGCCGAGGCGACGCGCUCUGGGCUGCCCGGCCCCGAGACGCAGGCGACGCGCACGCCGCCCCACAGCCGCCCCGAGGAGGUCGCCGCGGUUCCCCUCCCGGGAGCGCCGGACCCGGCGUGGGUCGGGGUCCUGGGGUUGGGCGUGACGCUGCUCCCGUGGCAGCACGGACCUUUGGCCCCAAUGACGAUCGUGUCCACACCAGUGCCGGAGGGGGGGGCGCCCUUUCGGACCGGCCUCGACGCCGACUACGCCCACCCAAUCGAAUACGGCGAUGGAUACUGGGGCGAGGAGGCCGAGUGCGUCCCGCCCUCGCCGGGGCGCGAGGCCGGGCCUGCCCUGUGGGACCCGGCGGGGCUGCCGAUCCCAUCCAGCCGGGAGAUGGACCUGGCGAUGGCGUACAACCUUGGGCACCCCAACCCCUACCCCUUCACCGGGCGUGCGCCCCGCUCGCGCGCGCAGGGUGCACCCCUCCGCCCGCGCUCGCCCUCCCCCCCCGCAGAGCUGCCGCUGCCCUUUGUGCCGGGCCUCGAACCGGGGUGCUACGCGGGGUCGAGGACCCUGGUCAGGGCGGCCAGCCCCCCCGAGGCAGUCCGCGCCGCCGGCCUGGUCAACGAUGUCGACUACGAGAGCCUGGGGUAUGAGCGCAUGGACAGCGUCGAGGUCAGCGGGGACGGUAAUUGCUUCUUGUACGCGCUCAGUGCGCAUCUACACGCGCAGGACUUCCAUUCGCUCGCCCAUGGAAAGGAUCCUACGAGAGAGGGGCUUAGGGCCCCCGAGUACCUGGAGAUGAUGAACACGCGCCAGGCCCAACUGCGGCGACAGGUGUGCGAUCACAUCCGCGCCGCCUGCCAGGGCGACGGAGAGCGGGGCAGCGAGUUCCUCAGCGUCUUCCGGCACAGCGGGAUGUGGGACCACCUGCAGCCCCAGCAGGCCCGGGAGUGCAUAGGGCCCGUGGGAGAUCCGGCGGGCCGCACCCUCGAGGACUAUCUGUGGCUGAUGGGCAGCCCCUCCCUGGGCGUGUGGACGCCGUCGGAGUUUGUCGCGGAGGCCGCCAAGUGCUUCCGGGUGGACAUCUUGUGCUUUGUCCGCAACCUCGGCAGGCCGGCGGGCAGGGCACCUGUCCGCCUCGACACCUACCUCUCCGGCGCCCCGCCAGGCACGCGCGUGCGACAGGUGUUUGUCGAGUUCUUGCACUACGACGGGGCGAGUGGCCACUACAACGCGCUCUGGCCCCGGGGCGUGCCGUACGGGCCCACCCGGUUCUGGCACCGCGCCACCGGGCCGGCCCCCUCCGCCCCGGUGGUGCUCCUCAGCGUCUCCUCCGCGGCGUCCAGGUCCUCCCGUGCCACGGAGUCGCUCGGGCCGCCCGGGGAGCAGUGCCUGGCGCCGGUGUCGGAGUCCAGGGAGGCGCCGUCCGGCAUCCCCGCCAACCUGAAGGUCUACUCCCACCGUGCGCCGGGCGAGACCGAGCUGCUGUCCCUGGACCCGGGCCCCCGCAUCCGCAAGCUGCGCAAGCGGGCGGGCCGCGCCGCCGACUUCGGGCCGAGCGCGCUGCUGGGGUCGCUGAGCGGGGGCGAGACGAGCGACCAGGUGUUCCUGUACGUGGACACGGCGGCGUCGGAGGGGGCGUUCCGCGUGCUCUUCGCCGUGCUGCGCUACUGCCUCAGCGACGGCCCCGCCGCCGACCUGGGGUCCCACGUGGCGGCAGGCAACACCGGCGGGUCGGUCACCCCCAGCAACACGCAGCACAUGCGCAACUCGCUGCACACCCGGCCGGAGCGCGCGUGCUACAUCCCGGGCUCCGGCAACAAGCUGUACGGCCGGCACGAGCUCCGGCGCUUUGCCGACGUCAUGCAGGACGACCGGGUCCUGGAGCACGUGCUGGCGCCCGAGUCGGAGGUGGUGCGGGAGGAGGUGCGCCAGCUGUGGCCCACCCACUGCCGCCUGCUGGUCCUGAGCUUCUUCAGGCGCCGCUCGCUGUGCGAGCGGCGGCACCGCCCGCUGCGGUGCACGCAGCACGAGAACCAUGCCAACGACCCCACCAAGGAUCAGGCCGUGGGCGAGGCGCACGCCAUCCUCGGCCAGUACCUGGAGUUGGACACCGAUGCCGCGGACGUGUACGGGGCCCUCUGGAUCGGCGCCGACCUGCAACUGGGGGUCACGCGCAAGGACGACCUGGGGCAGUGGCUCUUCUGCCGGGCCGAUGUGGAGAGGCUGGACCUGCGCGGCAUGCCCGCGGCGCGCUUCCUGGAGCCCCGCUACAUGCAGCGCGCCGGGCUGGCCCUGCUCCUGCCCGACGGCCUGGCCCGGAGCCAGUUCCGGGGCUGCCGCGCCAACCUCUACAACUGGGGCGGCAGCAAGGUGCUGGGCGUGGGCGUGGAGGGCCAGACGCCGGCCUCCGAGGUGUGGGCCGCCACCUCCCCUGUGGCCAGGCGGCGCACGCCGAUGCCGGAGGGGGUCUGCGACUUCCUCGUCGGCCGCCACCGCCGCAAGGUGCUGAGACACGGGAGGGAGUGGGCCGCGCUGGCCUCCAGCUACCGCGGCGACUCGGUGCAGUUCAUAAUCUACAACGGCAUGCCGGCCCACGUGAAGAAGACGCAGCCCAUCAUCAACGGCUCGGCGGUGCACGAGGCCAUCUCCACCCUGGUGGCCUAUGGCGCCAACGCGCACUGCGUGGUCCCGGGCACGAUGCACAAGCGCGGCGAGGUGGUCGUCAACAAGCUGUUCACCGCGCUGGGGCUGAUGUCGCGGGAGGGAAACCCGCUGCGCGUGGAGCUAGGCAUCCCGCUCCGCGCGCAGUCCGGCACCGGUGGCGUGCCCCCGCAGCUCACCCUGCGGCAGUGCGCCGCCAACGCACUGGUCGCGGUGAACGAGCGCAUCCGCGCGCUGGACUGCACCAAGCUGCGCUGCGUGCCCUGGGCCGACAUGCUCCAGAUUUGGUGGGCUUAUGCCAAGCAGUGGAAGGCCGCGCACGACAUGCUGGUCGAGCGACCGCGGCCCUUCCCGAUGCCGCACGGCGUGGCGGAGCACUUCUACCGGGGGAUGGGCGCCAUGACGGUGGUGCUGAACGCCAACCUGGAGCGCUGGCACGCCACCAACUGGCGCACCAUCGCCGAGCGCACGGGGCAGCUGGGCGCGCCCUGCCUGGACGCGUUCCGGGUCAAGGUGCUGCUGGGCCACGAAGCUUUUCCUGUGGAUGAGAUGUGGCCGCUCCAAGCCCAUGAACUGUCCCGGUGCCUUGCGCCGAUCCUGAAGCUGUAUGCGUACGAGGCCCUGACAAAUACGCGCGAGCACACCAUCGUGCACAUGGACCUCCUAACCUUUCGCGGCCACGACCCCGACGUGCUACCGGAGGCGCAUCCAUACGUGAGUGUGUUGGGUGGGUUGAGGGUCUAG